This is a messenger RNA of Olea europaea var. sylvestris, 821 nucleotides long. RefSeq lists its product as uncharacterized. Bases 404 to 784 code for a protein of 126 amino acids. The record is from RefSeq and is a predicted model, not a curated record. NCBI's taxonomy places the organism in Eukaryota, Viridiplantae, Streptophyta, Magnoliopsida, Lamiales, Oleaceae. The transcript has 2 exons.
UAGACAGCCCUAAUUUCUUCCACCUCUUUCUCACUCUCGCUCUCUCGUCUGUGAUUUGCAAGAUAGCAAGCACGGCUGUUCUCUCACUCUCGCCACCAGAAUCCCUCUCUCUCUCUCUCGUGUCUCUUUGAGCCCUUGACGCGGAGCCGCCUUCCUUCCAUCGACACCAUCAACAAAGCAGCUGAAAUGAGAGCACAACAGGCAGCAGGGGAAUCUUUUUGGGAGAAAAAGGCGUAGACCACUUAGCACUGAACCAUGAACUCUCUGAACUGGUGAAGUUCAUUCGGUCAGUAGAAGAAGACUACUACCAUGGCUAUUUUGAGUAUUGGACUCCGACAGUUACCCAUUGUAUGCUGUUUGUAAUUUGCAUUCAAGCAUUUGGGUUUAAUUUCAGAUAUUUGAGAUGGAAUCAAACUUAGAGGAAGCGCUCAGGUUUAAAGCAAAUGCUGAAAAAAAGUUUGCAGAGAGAAAUUCUGUCUGUGCAAGGAAUUAUGCUUUAAAAGCUCAGAUGUCCUGUUCUGAACUGGAGGGCGUUUCUCAAAUGGUGGCAACUUUUGGAGUUUACAUUGCUUCAGAGGCAAAAAUUAAUGGAGAAUUUGAUUUCUAUUCAAUUCUUGGAAUGGAUCCAUACAUAGACAAGUCUAAGUUGAAGAAACGGUACAAAAAGAUGGCAAUGUUGCUUCAUCUCGAUAAGAACAAAACUAUGGGUGCUAAUGGAGAAAAGGUAAUUGCUGAAGAGAAUUUUGAAGAAUUACGUAGUCUAGUUUUUGUAUUUAUAGGCUAACUUGUUUUCUUUGAUAAAAGUAAUUUCGUUUUUUCAA